UUUACCCUCCGCCUACAUUUUUUCUUAGGGUUUCAAGCCAAACUACAUACUACUAGUUUUAUCUCCUCCACAGGCAGCCGGCGGCCAACCACCACACCUCCGUCAUCAUGGGGCGUAUGCACAGCAAAGGAAAGGGUAUCUCAGCAUCCGCUAAGCCAUACAAGAGGACUCCACCAAGCUGGCUUAAGAUCUCUGCUCAGGAUGUUCAGGACAGUAUCUGUAAGUUUGCCAAGAAGGGUCUUACACCAUCUCAGAUUGGUGUUAUCCUUCGUGAUUCUCACGGUAUUGCUCAGGUUAACAGUGUGACUGGUAGCAAGAUUCUCAGAAUUCUCAAGGCUCAUGGACUUGCUCCUGAAAUCCCAGAGGAUUUGUACCACCUUAUUAAGAAGGCUGUUGCUAUCCGAAAGCAUUUGGAAAGAAACAGGAAAGAUAAGGAUUCAAAGUUCAGGUUGAUUCUUGUGGAGAGCAGGAUUCACCGACUUGCCCGUUACUACAAGAAAACCAAGAAGCUUCCACCUGUCUGGAAAUACGAAUCAACCACAGCUAGCACUCUCGUGGCCUAGAGAACUGUUAUGUGGAAGCUGGAUUCUAAUUUUGGUUUAAAGUUGUCGUUUUUUAGUUGAAUCUAUGGUCUUUGUUUCUUAAAAAACAAGGGUGUUUGGAGAAUGAAAAGAUAUUGUGUUGUUUGAAGUGAAGAACCUGUUAAGAAUGUAGUAUUAAUCUAUGCACUUCUCAUA
Molecule: messenger RNA, 737 nt
Organism: Erigeron canadensis
Lineage: Eukaryota; Viridiplantae; Streptophyta; Magnoliopsida; Asterales; Asteraceae
Product: 40S ribosomal protein S13-like
Exons: 5
Coding region: 108-563 (151 amino acids)
Biological process (GO): translation
Cellular component (GO): cytosolic small ribosomal subunit; nucleolus; ribosome
Molecular function (GO): structural constituent of ribosome; small ribosomal subunit rRNA binding
Source: RefSeq, a predicted model, not a curated record